Messenger RNA from Plasmodium gonderi, 1194 nucleotides. RefSeq names its product variable surface protein. The record is from RefSeq and is a predicted model, not a curated record. Bases 1 to 1194 code for a protein of 397 amino acids. NCBI's taxonomy places the organism in Eukaryota, Apicomplexa, Aconoidasida, Haemosporida, Plasmodiidae. The transcript is spliced from 3 exons.
AUGGCUGGUUAUGAAAUUGACCUAGAAGAGCUUGAUCUUAAUGAGGUAUUUCCCACAUAUGCUUAUUAUUAUAAUUUUGUUAAAAAUAAUUAUAAUAGCAACUACAGAAGUCCAUAUAUUAGUUUAAACACUAGAUUAUAUGAAUUAUACAAUGCAUUAAAUCGUAGUAUGAAUGAAAAUAAUGGAUGUUGCUGUAGAAUUAGUAACCUAGAUUUUAUAGAUCUUGGUCGUUAUUUGUAUUAUUUAAAAGAAAAAUUUAAUUAUGAUGAAAUAAAUGUAGUAUACGGAUGUACUUACUUCAUAUACAUGCUUAUACAUGUGUUAAUAAACACUGGUUGUAAUAAGCAAGAAGUUAUAAAGUCUUAUGAGGAUGUUAUUCAAAAAUUAAAGAAUCAGAAACUUCCUCCAAAUUACAAACAACUUGAUAUAUGCAAUCAUAUUUUUGAUAAAAAUAAUAAUGAUAUUAUAAAUAAUAUUAAAGAAAGAGAAGCACAUGAUAUUAUUGACUUGUUUCGAUAUAUGGUUAUACUAUAUCAAAAUAUAAUACAAAUUCAUUCUCGCUAUUGGAAUUAUAGUUAUCGUAAAACAUAUUAUGAUACAUAUAAAAAAAUUUUAGAUAAUAAGAAUGUAUGGGGGAAACAUGGAGUACAACUAGUAAUGGAAGAAUUUAAAAAAGAAUAUGAGAGAUAUAGAACAUGCUAUGAUUGUUAUAAUAGAGAAUAUAUAUUAACUUUACCCUCCCCUGAUGAGAAAAAACAAGUUAUAUUAGUAAAACAGGAAGAACCAAAAACAAGGGUUGAAGAAACGCCAAAACAAUCAGAAAUUAAAGAAUCUCCAAUAAUAAUACAAAUUGAAAAAGGUAGAACAAAACAAUUAACACUAACACAAAUAAAAAAUGGAGAGAUAGAGAAAAUAACAUUGUCAGAGGCAAUAAAGUUAGAAAUAGAAGACACAAGUAUUGUUUCAGGAUCAAGCACUACUUUUUUAAUAUUUGCUAUACUAAUAAUUAUAUUCAUUCUGUAUAAGUAUACACCAUUUUUAUCAUUUUUAAAAGCAAAGAUAAAAAAAUUAAGGAAAAGGUUCAACAGAAAAAAUAAAGAACAUGUAGAUCUAAUGAAAUCAUUUGAUAGGAUGUACAACGAUUCAUACGAUUAUAGGUAUAAUGUAGCAUAUAACGCUGAAGAUUAUUAUUAA